GGGGAUGAGAAAUUGGUUCAGUUGGUUCCACUUGAGGUACCGUUGCAUGGUUGAAUUUUCUCAGUGUUUUUCUUGUUUAAAAAAGUAGGGAAAUCGUUUUCUUCAUAAAUAUAUAUAUACAUAUUUUGGAAUCGGGCACUUAGUGACAACGCUUGCUAAAACCCCUUUCGCUCAGUUUCAUAGAGAGCGAAAACGUCACACGGGUCGCACCUGCCCUCAGGGACUGAUCGCUGCCUCACAUUGUGAGUGGUUAGGAGUGAAAUAAACUGGAGACAACUGCACUGGGGAGCUGUCCAGAAAAUCGAACUAUGGAAUACGUGGACAACUAAUUUACCUAUGCUUUGAUCCAAGGAUUUGGGGGGAUUAUAAACGAUAAGGAAUUUAUCAAAUCAGUUUUGGACUUUUACCUGAGAACUUGGUUGAAUCUCUUCGUGGCCAACACUUCAGGCCAUUUCUUGGAGGAACUUCUGUGGUCGACAGAAUGGCACCGCUCGACUGCUUGAAACUACCAGUCUUCUUUCAUGUGAUUAUACCUAUAAUGGGUCAGCUCAGCCUGCCACGCCCUGUGCUGGAUCCCUCUUUGGACACACACAUUCUCAAACCUGGGAGGACACUCACCCUCACAUGCAGAGGUGCGGCCGAGCUGCGGUGGAAGCUGCCAUUGCGGAAUGAGACGUGGAACGGUGUGGACGUGAAGAAUUGUUCACUCGAGACAUACUGCAGGAAGCUAGUGGUCAAACAUCUGCACCACAACGACACGGGACUCUACAGCUGCAUGUACACCCAGGACUCGGCCAGUGUCAGCUCCACUUAUGUCUACAUCAAAGACAAACGCCACCCCUUUGUGGAGCAACAUGCGGACAAUCCCUACAUCUUGUUUUCGUACACACACGAGGUUUCUCUAACGGUCCCCUGUAGAACCACGUCUCCUGACAGGAACGUCACUCUUGAAGCGAUGCCAAGCCUCUCAAAUAAGACUCAACAAGAGAAGAAAUGGGACCCAAAAAUAGGCUUCGAGAUCCCCCACGGUCGCAACGAUUACUACCAUUUAUUGACCUGCAUCACCAAGGUCAACGGGCAAACGUUCAAGUCUUUAUACAUCCCUUCCAGGAUAUCCAAUGACCUGAAACAGGUGAAGAUAAUUACGGAACAAACCAGGUUCUUAGUAGGAGAAUCCCUUUUUCUUAACUGCACUGGAGAGACCACCUUUAAUGGGCACAUCAGUUUGACAUGGAAGUACCCCAAGGCCAGUCGAAAACCCACCUUUGCGCCAUAUCGGCGUGCAGGUCAGAUCACCACUGUGUCCAACGCCGUUACCUUCACUAAUAUCACCACGGACAACACGGGCGUUUACGCGUGCCAAGGAGGGACAGGUGACGACGUCAACGAGAGAAAGCUUUACGACAAAGUCAAAAUCAUCGUUUACGAAAAUCCAUUCCUGAAUGUGUCCUACAAGUCUUCACAGACCAGUAGGCUGGUUUUCAUGGAGGGUGAAAAGGGUCUGAUGCUUGAACCCAAGGUCAAUGCACUGCCACCUCCAGACAUAAUCACAUGGUAUAAAGACGGGGUCCCCAUUAACAACAACUCCACCUGCUACAGGAUGUCACACUUCAGGCUCGUCAUUAUGGACAUGAAGGAAACUGAUGCCGGUGUCUUCACCAUUGCCCUUGGCAACAGGGAGAAAGGCCUCUACAGAAAUCUGAGCUACACUCUUGUAGUCCUAGUGAAACCAGUGAUCUCGGAGGCGGAGCUGGCUUCGGCGGACGUACUGCCCUACGCCUUCUCUCAGCAGCACCAGCUGACCUGCACGGCCUACGGGGUCAACGCCCCGGACGUCACUUGGCAGUGGCGGCCGUGUGACCCGGACUCGACCCCAGCACGGUGUUCCUUCAACACUGUGCCCAUCCCAGUGCAGGUUAACUACACAGGUCCUUACUCACACAACGAGAUUGUGAGCAUAGAACAGCGUCCUGAACUGGUGCAGGGGAAGAACAAGACCGUGAGCACGCUGGUGGUGAGGGCGGCCAACGUCUCCGGAAUCUACAGCUGCACUGCUGGGAACACAGUGGGCAAAAGCUCGUACACAAUCCCAUUCUUCGUGGACGAUAACAUCCAGCCUCUGACCAUUGAGCCACAGACGGCCAUCGCGGGAGACAACAUCUCACUGACCUGCAGGGGAACACGUUACCUGUACACGGACCUCCAGUGGUACGACCCUCAGAACCACACCAUCAGCUCCACCCUCAAGCUCAGCCGCUACACCCUCACCACCUCCCUGUUCCUGAGCAACGUGUCCACGAACAACACCGCCGGCUACCAAUGCUGGGCGCAAAACCUUCACCACAAGUGGAUCGUAGUGAAGAGUGUGCUAACUGUCAAAGAGAGGAGGCGGCCAUGGCUGAGUCAGAACCUGACCGAUACGAACCUGAACAGCAGCAGUACUCUGACAAUGACCUGCCACGCCCAUGGAGUGCCCCCACCGAACAUCACCUGGUACAAAGACGACGUGCGACUGGUAGAAGGUCCAGGAAUUACCCUGAAGCAGGGCGCGGUGCUGACCAUCGAGAGGGUGAAGAAAGAUGACGAGGGCGUGUACAAGUGUGUGGCCAGCAACGAUGGGGGGACUGUGAAAGCGAGUGCUAUGGUUACCGUGAUGAGUGACGAGGCCAAGGCCAACAUUGAGGUGAUUAUCUUGGUCUGCACAGGAGUGGCUGCCACCUUCCUCUGGCUCAUGCUGAUCCUCUUCAUCCGCAAACUGAGGAAGCCGGCUAACUAUAAGAUGGGUCCGUCCAUCAUCAUCGACCCGGACGAGUGUCCUCUGGAUGAGCAGUGUGAGCGCCUGCAGUACGACGGAAGCAAGUGGGAGUUUCCCCGGGACCGCCUCAGACUGGGCAAAACUCUGGGCCACGGAGCCUUUGGGAAGGUCGUGGAGGCCUCCGCUUUCGGGAUCGACAAGCUCUCGACCUGCAAGACUGUGGCCGUCAAGAUGCUGAAAGGAGGAGCUACGACAAAUGAGCGCAAGGCUCUGAUGUCUGAGCUGAAAAUCUUGAUUCACAUUGGCCAUCACCUGAAUGUGGUCAACCUGCUAGGAGCUUGUACCAAGCCUGGAGGGCCGUUGAUGAUGAUUGUGGAGUUCUGCAAGUAUGGAAACCUGUCAAACUACUUGAGAAGCAGGAGGGCUGACUUCUUUGUCUACAAGAACCAGGAUGGUAAGGUCAUGACGUCGGGGUCGGGCUGCGACCUGAGCGAGCUCAUCAAGCGGCGCCUGGAGAGCGUGGCCAGCACCGGAAGCUCGGCUAGCUCUGGUUUUGUGGAAGAUAAGAGCUACUGCGACUCAGAGGAAGAAGACGAAGAGCCCGAAGAUCUUUACAAGAAAGUGCUGACAAUGGAAGACUUGAUUUGCUAUAGUUUCCAAGUUGCAAAAGGCAUGGAGUUCCUGGCUUCACGCAAGUGUAUUCAUCGCGAUCUGGCCGCUCGAAACAUCCUGCUGUCUGAGAACAACGUUGUGAAGAUAUGUGAUUUCGGACUGGCCCGGGACAUCCACAAAGACCCGGACUACGUUCGCAAAGGAGAUGCCAGACUGCCUCUCAAGUGGAUGGCACCAGAGGCCAUCUUUGACAAGAUCUACACCACUCAAAGUGACGUCUGGUCUUUUGGAGUUCUGAUGUGGGAGAUCUUCUCACUGGGGGCGUCUCCGUAUCCCGGUUUACACAUCGACGAGGACUUCUGCUGCCGCCUGAAAGAGGGAACCAGGAUGAGCGCUCCGGAAUACUCCUCCUCUGAAAUAUACCAGACAAUGUUGGACUGCUGGCAGGGCGAGUCAGGAGAUCGACCAACUUUCACUGAUCUAGUGGAGAGGCUGGGAGACCUGCUACAGGCCAGCGUUCAGCAGGAGGGCAAGCAUUACAUCCCCGUAGCUGCUCUGCUGUCCAAGGAGGGAGACCUCCCCAACACAACGCUUUUAGAAGAAACCAACACCAGACCCCUGUCUCACCGCCACUCUGGGAGCACAUGGAACAUCAAGAUCCGCCCAGCAAGCGUGAAGACGUUUGAUGAGGUUACCAUGGGGAACGGCACUAACGACACUCACGGGGGGUGCCAGUCGGACAGUGGCGUGGGCCUGUCAUCAGACGAUAUGAACACACUGAAGCGUCUGGAGUCCCUGGCCCGGCCUCUCAGCAUCAUGGCCCUGGCGAGGAAAGCAGUGAGUAAGAGUAAAGAGGCAAUGCUGACCGAUGGAGAAAAGGAGAAGUACUCUCAGCCUGUGUCUCCUCUGGACUUCUGCCUGGAUGACUCCUGCUUAGAGCCCGGCCUGGAGUGUCACAGCCCCCCCCCUGACUACAACUAUGUGGUGCGGUACUCUGCCCCACCUGUGUAGCCCACUCCACCCCGUCGCCAAGGGAGACGCCCCGCCCACCCCCCCCCCCGCCCAGGGAUAAUCUCUGUAACUCUGACUCUGUCUCAGACUUGGUCUCCUUCUCUGACUCUGUCUCAGACUUGGUCUCCUUCUCUGACUGUGUCUCGACGUCAAAAAAAAACAAAAAAAAAGCCUGCUUCUUUCCUGCUUUUUGAAUUCUUCAAUUCCUCCUCCUCAACAACAAGGGUUGAGAGGUAGAGAGGUUCGAGCCUUGUUAUAGGGUGGGAUGUGACCAUAGGACAUCCUGAAACACCUUUCUGUUCAUCUGCGCUUAACCUGCCUGCUUCCAUAAGUCCACUACUCCCCAGGCAGGAACCAGAGGAUAUCCUCUUCUGUAAAGACCCCUACGUCCCAGAGCCCGCCCCCCCCCCCCCCAUGUUUGGCUGGUCUCCCCCGCAACACGCUGUGAUGUCCAGACACCCAACUACUGUAGCUAGGUCAAACUAGAAACCUAUGUAGACAUAUAUACAGGCUCAGGUAAUGUAAUGAACUACUGUGAACAAUACAAGGCAGACCUAUGGAAGUAUUGGUGGCAGCAGGUUAUACUGUAGUAGGACCUAUGAAGGCGUUACCAUGGGGAUAAAGCAGCAGAGUAGUAGGAAAUGAGACGGGAGAUUGUAGAUGUUUCUUGUUUUUUAUCGGUUGUUUUUUUAUUCCUGUACACAUUUCACAGAAUUUAAACUGGAAAUAUAUGUGCUAUUCUGUUACAUUACGUAACAACAACUGUGUUCUGUUCUCAGUUGAAGCUCGUGUUUUUAAGAAGUGUCUGUUAAAACACACAAUAGGAGUGGUAGGUGAGAUUUGCCGUCUAAACAGAAUCGUGACAGAGUAGUGGUAGUUUAAACAGCCCAGCCUCGCUAAACGGAUUGACAGAGAACGAGGAGACCACUCUUGCCUCCAAUUUAAUGCUACAUCUCUCCCGGGAACAAAUAGUUGUAUCACUCGGUCCUGAUAUGAGCCAGUUCAUAAAGCGGACUGUGUAUAUUAUUGCUAUAGCCAUGUGGGAAGAGGAGACAAGAAGACAAGAGCUGUGUGUACUUGUGUUUAUUUUCAUAUGUACAAAGCAUGUUAAAAACAUGAGCUUGGAUUAAGGAGUUUAAAUAAAGUGUGGGUCUGAGAAGCACUAGCGAAAUAAACUAUGCAUAUUUAUUUAGGUUUAUGUCAUGUGUUGUCAUUUACUAAUCCAGAUCUAAUGUUUAACAAAAAUAUUUCACACUGAAGAAUUAACCAAGGGGAGCAUUCCCCCGGGCCUGCUUCAUAGCAAGAUAUGUAACAUUCCAGUAUUUAAUUUCAGAUUAGUAUGUUGUUUCAACUGCUGUAUACACAUUCAUUAAAGUAGCAAAGAUUGAGGAAUUUACUGUUUCUUUAGGAGGAAUGUUUAUUACGGAAAUAAUCUUUUACUGAUUUAUUUUGUUGUGUUGAAGGUAUAAUAAAAGCUAGCAGGGCAUGCUACAGGCAGCCUGUGUGUUAUCAGAACAAUGGUCAUUGUAUGCUGGUGUAUAACCUUACAUGUUUAGCUUGUAAUUUCCCUUUUAAAAAAAGGCUGUUAUACCUUUAAAAUAUCUUACUGAGAUGUAUGAUGAUUUUGGUCUCUGAACCCCUAAAUUCUACCAAAUGAUGUUUGUGUUAUUAAUGUGGACUGAUUGGACCAUGUCCCCACCGUGGAGAAAAACCGUGUAUGCACUGAUAUUUAUCAAAUAUCGAUUUUUGUACUCAAUGUAUUUUUAUUAGUAACCAAGCAUAAGAAGUGAAUACAUAAAUAAAGAUAUAUAUAUAUAUAUAUA
Molecule: messenger RNA, 6201 nt
Organism: Esox lucius (northern pike)
Lineage: Eukaryota; Metazoa; Chordata; Actinopteri; Esociformes; Esocidae
Gene: kdrl
Product: kinase insert domain receptor like
Exons: 30
Coding region: 482-4378 (1298 amino acids)
Biological process (GO): multicellular organism development; positive regulation of kinase activity; protein phosphorylation
Cellular component (GO): signaling receptor complex
Molecular function (GO): ATP binding; transmembrane receptor protein tyrosine kinase activity
Source: RefSeq, a predicted model, not a curated record